ACUCCAAGUGCAGCAGCUGAAAUCUGUGACAUACUGUGGUAAAGACGGAGUUUGUUAAAGAGGAGAUUGAAGACAUGAGUGAUCCAGAACCAUCCAGAAUAAAACAUGAAGAUACCGAGGAACAAACAGACCAGAUGAAAGUGACAGAGCAAAGACAAGGACUGAGUGAAGAGGAGGAGAAACACUGUGACUUAAAAACUCAAAGAGUAAAAGCCAAAAAGCUGCAGACCUGUGAUCAGCGUGGUAAAGAUUCAUCAAAUCUGAAAACACACAUGAAGGACCAUAUAAAUGAGAAACCUCUCUCGUGUUCUUUCCAUGGAAAGAGUCGCUCAUUGAUGGAAAAUUGUAAACAGCGCCAGGGAACUCAUAAUGAAGUGAAAGAACAUGUGUGUUUGGAUUGUGGGAAGAGCUUCACUAAAGUUAGCCGUUUGAAACUGCACAAAAGGAUUCACACUGGAGAAAAACCUCACAAGUGCUCAUAUUGUGACAAGAGUUUCACUCAGGCAGGAACCAUGAAAAUACAUGAGCGAGUUCACACUGGAGAGAAGCCGUAUCACUGUACUCAGUGUGGAAAGAGUUUCAGAUAUAGAAGUGAUCUCAAUUUUCAUCUGCUCAUUCACUCUGGAGAAAGACCAUUUACCUGUGAUCAGUGUGGUACAGAUUUUAAAUUAGCAAUACUUCUAAAAAACCACAUGAAAAUUCAUACAAAUGUGAGACCGUAUGCAUGUUCAUUUUGUGGAAAGUGUUUUGCUCGACUGGAUCAUUGUAAACGGCACCAGAAAAAACACAUCAGCAAGAAAGAUCAUGUGUGUUGCGAGUGUGGGAAGAGCUUUACUAGAGCUGAUAAUCUGCAACAGCACCAAAGAAUCCAUACUGGAGAGAAACCUUACAAGUGCUCACAUUGUGACAAGAGUUUCACUCAGUCUGGAAACCUGAAAGCACAUGAGCGAGUUCACACUGGAGAGAAGCCGUACUACUGCCCUCCCUGUGAGAAGAGUUUUAGAUUUUUAAAAGGCCUUGAAAGUCACAUGAAAAUAUGUACUAAUUUGUCACAGUGAGCAACAUUUUCAUGUUAGAACAGCCUAGUAAAUAGUGUGAGAUAAACAAAAUAUU
Molecule: messenger RNA, 1113 nt
Organism: Sinocyclocheilus anshuiensis
Lineage: Eukaryota; Metazoa; Chordata; Actinopteri; Cypriniformes; Cyprinidae
Product: gastrula zinc finger protein XlCGF7.1-like
Exons: 2
Coding region: 75-1058 (327 amino acids)
Biological process (GO): regulation of transcription by RNA polymerase II
Cellular component (GO): transcription regulator complex; PcG protein complex; chromatin
Molecular function (GO): DNA-binding transcription factor activity, RNA polymerase II-specific; RNA polymerase II cis-regulatory region sequence-specific DNA binding
Source: RefSeq, a predicted model, not a curated record